Messenger RNA from Melitaea cinxia (Glanville fritillary), 1228 nucleotides. RefSeq lists its product as uncharacterized. Lineage: Eukaryota; Metazoa; Arthropoda; Insecta; Lepidoptera; Nymphalidae. The transcript is spliced from 4 exons. The record is from RefSeq and is a predicted model, not a curated record. Bases 104 to 1228 code for a protein of 374 amino acids.
AUUCGGACAGCUGACCAACACGUACGUCGUUUUCUGAGAAUCUCAGGGAUCGCAAACCUUUUUCUCACCUCAAGCAGUGAUAUUAAUAUUUGCACAGUUCACUAUGGGCAGAUGUACAAUUUGUAACAACCAAUUCUCCGACGGCGUUCAAUGCUCCGCGUGUGGGAAACAGUUGGACUUCGGUUGUGCGGGCUUGACUGAGGCUGGCUGGAGAAGAUUGGGCACGGACCGCCGAUCAGCUUGGAGAUGUCCGUCCUGCAGAACCGUUGAACGUGAUGGCGUUGUGAUCAGACGUAAUCAGAUCUCUUUCCACCCUCCAGUUCUCCAUUGCUGCAAGAAGGGACUGACUGGUCAGAGUCACGUCCACACAGCUCGAGUAAAGCUUGCCGCCUCUAUAGGUCUCGAAUGUAGGGAUAUUGCCUACAUUGUGAAUAUGGAGGUCCAUCUCGGUUAUAAAUCCGUGGAAUUGUGCUCCUCGAUGAUUUUCGGAGCUGCUGCCCCACCAGUGACUCCAGGCAUUCACGUCACCUGCCACUAUAAGAUGAUUCGGGAGAUCAAGCUACAGAUGGCGGAAUUCCAUGAAAUCAAGGACAAAUUGGAUUAUCUUCCGAACUUGGUGGAAGAAAUCAAAUCCAUGAAAGCAGACAUUGCCGAUUUAAAAAAGUCGUGCAACUUUUCGGCUGGAUUAAUUGAUGACCUUAAAGGUAGAUUGUCUGCUGCUGAAGAUAAAAUUAACAAUCUAAAUUCUCAGCUGUCAAAUUCUGAGCAAAGAUCACGACUGAAUAAUGUGGAGAUUAAGGGCGUGCCAUCAAGGAAAGAUGAAAAUUUAUUCCAAAUUGCUGAAGCCAUCUGUAGGGAGAUCGGAUAUAGCUUUCCAAAAACUCAGAUAAAUAAUAUCUCAAGAGUGCCUACGUACAACUCAAAGGAGAAGGCAAUAGUGAUAUGCUUUUUAAAUCGAUACAUCAAGGAGGAUUUUAUAUCGGCAGCGCGCAAUCAUAAACUGUUGAAAGCUGAAGAUUUGGGUUUUCAUGGGUCACAGCAACGCGUAUUUGUGAAUGAUCAUUUGAAUUCUGAGUCCAAACAAUUGUUAAAUAAGGUCAAACAAACUGCAAAAGAGAAAAAAUAUGCUUACGUGUGGGUUAAAUUCGGCAAAAUUCAUGUAAGAAAAAAUGAUAACUCUGGAGUGUUUAUAGUUAAUAAGUUGAGUGAUUUAAACAAGUUUGUUUAG